Molecule: messenger RNA, 1008 nt
Organism: Saccoglossus kowalevskii
Lineage: Eukaryota; Metazoa; Hemichordata; Enteropneusta; Harrimaniidae
Product: substance-K receptor-like
Biological process (GO): G protein-coupled receptor signaling pathway
Cellular component (GO): membrane
Molecular function (GO): G protein-coupled receptor activity
Source: RefSeq, a predicted model, not a curated record
AUGGAUUACAACGAUUCGUGGACUAGCUACAGUUAUGAAUAUGAUUUCUGGACAUGGAAAGACGCUCCUGUUUAUUUGACCGUCAUAUACUACUUUGUUGCCAUAACAAGUGUGGUUGGCAACGUUCUUGUUCUAAUCAUUUUUUCAAGAAUUAAACGACUCCGAACGCUUACCAACUAUUUUCUUUUACAUCAAUCGUUAGUCGACUUGCUAUCGACUUUAGCAUUUUCGUUUCAGUACCUCAGUCCUAAAUUUUACAUCGACCCUACAAGCAUAUCUGCUAUUCUAUUCUGUAGACUGUACUGGUCGGAGUUCUUCAUCUGGACACCAGUAACCGUGUCUUCUUUCAACUUAGUAGCGUUAUCUCUCGAGCGAUUUUUUGGUAUCGUGCAUCCAGUAGUUCACCGUAAUAAGUUCAGUCGGGGUAAGUUAUGGAUGGUGUUCUUAGCCGAAUGGCUCAUAGCCGCGAUAUACAUGUCAUACUGGAUUGUGUUGUCUGUUCAAGAGGAUGAUUACUGUAUUACAUCAAUGGAAAAUCCGGUAACCAGUCGUGUUAUGCUGUUUUUUGACACCAUGGUACAGACAAUAGUUCCACUGGGAGUGAUGGCCUUUGCAUAUAUCAAAAUCUGGAUAGCCCUAAAAGCCAAGGUGAGCCCAGAUGAUCCACUGAAUACAAUUUCCAGCCACCCACACGACGCAAACCGCACAGCAAAGUGGGACAAAGCGCGAAAAAAUGUCGUGAAAACGCUCUGUAUUGUUUUUAUUACAUUUUUAGUUUGCUGGUUUCCAAUGACUGUUUACAAUAUUCUAUAUACUUGUGGAAUGCCCCUAACUUUCGGGGAUAACUUUUACCUUGUUGCCGUUGUGUUUUCUCUCUGUAAUAUGUGCGUCAACCCCAUCAUUUAUUCUAUACAGUAUAAACAAUUUAAGAAAGGAAUCACUCGGUUAUUCUGCAAAAAGAAGAACGAAGGCGAAAUAACAAUUGGAGACCCAACACAAACGUCAUAA